Messenger RNA from Ananas comosus (pineapple), 784 nucleotides. RefSeq names its product 40S ribosomal protein S26-like. Gene Ontology annotation, molecular function: structural constituent of ribosome; mRNA binding. The record is from RefSeq and is a predicted model, not a curated record. The transcript is spliced from 5 exons. NCBI's taxonomy places the organism in Eukaryota, Viridiplantae, Streptophyta, Magnoliopsida, Poales, Bromeliaceae. Gene Ontology annotation, cellular component: cytosolic small ribosomal subunit; ribosome. Bases 138 to 512 code for a protein of 124 amino acids. Gene Ontology annotation, biological process: translation.
GCAAAAAUACCCGCGCUCUAUUCAUCGGACGGCUAAGAUCAUCUGCUUCCUAUAAAUUCUCUCUUGCGCAUCCACGAGAAUCGAAACCCUAGCGAAGGAGGCGCGAGAACCCUACCGUCGUCUUCUCCCUCCUCACCAUGACGUUCAAGCGCAGGAAUGGCGGCCGCAACAAGCACGGCCGCGGCCACGUCAACUUCAUCCGCUGCUCCAACUGCGGCAAAUGCUGCCCCAAGGAUAAGGCGAUCAAGAGGUUUCUCGUGAGGAACAUCGUCGAGCAAGCCGCGGUUAGGGACGUGCAAGAGGCCUGCGUGUAUGAUGGUUACACUCUCCCGAAGCUGUACGCGAAGAUGCAGUACUGUGUUUCCUGCGCGAUCCACUCGCACGUUGUUCGCGUCCGUUCUCGCGAGGCCAGGCGCGACCGUAGGCCUCCUGAGCGUUUCAGGCGCAGGGAUGACAGGCCUGGGCAAGGUCCCCGCCCUGCUGGUGCCCCUAAUGCUCCUCCUCGUCCGUGAUUUUUCUCUUGAUUUUCCGCCUUGAUUGCUGAUUCACCCUUGAAUUUGGCUUGGGAAUGAUAAGAGAUUUUUUUGUUUUGAACUUGCCCUCUGGAAAGCAUGUCUUUUUUGAGCCUCAUGUUCGUUUUUAGGUAUCACAGUACUUGUUCUCUGAGUUUGUCUUGAUAUUGGUGGCCGGACGAAAAGCUGAACUUCUUUUCUUAAUUUGACCAAAACUUUUUUUGAGUUUUUUUAUCGACUUUGAGAUUAUAUAUCACCGAAAUAGUUAUGUA